Messenger RNA from Chelonus insularis, 3019 nucleotides. It is a transcript of the gene AP-1mu, whose product is annotated as adaptor protein complex 1, mu subunit. The coding region runs from base 250 to 1518 and encodes 422 amino acids. Gene Ontology annotation, biological process: intracellular protein transport; vesicle-mediated transport. Lineage: Eukaryota; Metazoa; Arthropoda; Insecta; Hymenoptera; Braconidae. The transcript is spliced from 2 exons. Gene Ontology annotation, cellular component: clathrin adaptor complex; clathrin-coated vesicle. The record is from RefSeq and is a predicted model, not a curated record. Gene Ontology annotation, molecular function: clathrin-cargo adaptor activity.
GCACUAAUGUUUUGAUUCGUAAAUGGCACCCUGAGAAUCCACCGUGGCAGUAUUAUGGAGUAUUAUGAUUAUUGAAAGUGGUAUAAGGAUUUUUUAUGAUCAUAAAUCAAACUGGGAUAAAUAAUAAAUAAUUUUACGUAUUCAUGAAAAUCUUAAUCAAUAAUCAAAUAUUUAGAUCUUGGAUAUAAUCAAGUUGCCCACGGCUGAAUAGAAUUGUGCACGUACAAGUAUUGAGAAUUAUCACUCAAGAUGUCAACGUCAGCUAUAUAUAUUUUAGAUGUAAAAGGGAAAGUGCUUAUAUCACGGAACUAUCGAGGUGACAUUGAAACAGGCGUUAUUGAAAAAUUCAUGCCGCUAGUAAUGGAACGUGAAGAAGAAGGAAAUUUAACACCAAUUAUACAAACACCUGAAUGCACAUAUGCAUACAUAAAAUAUAAUAAUCUAUAUGUUGUUUCAACAACAAAAAAGAAUGCAAAUAUAUCGCUUGUAUUUGUCUUUUUACAUAAAGUUGUACAAGUAAUGCAAGAAUAUUUUAAAGAAUUGGAAGAGGAAAGUAUAAGAGAUAAUUUUGUCGUUAUUUAUGAGUUACUAGAUGAGUUACUUGAUUUCGGUUACCCUCAAACUACGGAUAGCAAAAUUCUUCAAGAAUAUAUUACCCAAGAAGGUCAUAAAUUAGAAAUUCAACCUCGAAUACCUAUGGCAGUAACUAACGCUGUUUCAUGGAGAUCAGAAGGUAUUAAAUACCGGAAAAAUGAAGUUUUUCUGGAUGUUAUUGAAUCUGUUAAUUUAUUAGCAAAUGCUAAUGGAAACGUAUUGAGCUCUGAAAUUGUUGGAGCUAUCAAAAUGAGAGUAUACUUGUCUGGAAUGCCAGAGCUACGACUAGGACUUAAUGAUAAGGUAUUAUUUGAAUCGACUGGUCGAGGAAAAUCGAAAUCUGUUGAAUUGGAAGAUGUCAAAUUUCACCAAUGUGUACGAUUGUCACGAUUUGAAAAUGAUCGUACCAUUUCCUUUAUUCCUCCUGAUGGAGAGUUUGAAUUAAUGUCAUAUCGCCUUAAUACACAUGUAAAACCAUUGAUAUGGAUUGAAUCUGUAAUAGAACGACAUGUUCAUAGUCGUGUUGAAUAUAUGAUUAAAGCCAGGUCUCAAUUUAAACGUCGAUCAACUGCUAACAAUGUUGAAAUUGUAAUUCCAGUACCUAAUGAUGCGGAUUCUCCAAAAUUCAAAACAACUAUUGGUAGUGUUAAGUAUUCCCCGGAACAAAAUGCAAUAACUUGGUCUAUAAAAUCUUUUCCCGGUGGAAAAGAAUAUCUUAUGCGUGCACACUUUGGUUUACCUUCAGUUGUUGGAGAAGAUGUUGAAGGAAAACCACCAAUACAAGUUAAAUUUGAAAUCCCUUAUUUCACGACAUCGGGAAUACAAGUUCGUUACUUAAAAAUUAUUGAAAAAAGUGGCUAUCAAGCACUUCCAUGGGUUCGAUACAUAACUCAAAAUGGUGAUUAUCAACUCAGAACAAAUUGAUCAAUUUUAUAAAAACGUGGAUACAGUGAUAUAUAUUUUUAACAUGUGAAGCAUUUGCAUAAAUUUUGGAAAAUAAUUUUACGUCAAAAAAUCGCCUAAUUUGAAAUACAAUUUUUUAUUGUAGGUAUUUCAGUAUUAAUCAAGAAAAAAAUCUUAAUUUUUUCAAAUACAUUUUAAAAACUUUACUCAUUUUUUAAAUAAACUAAGAAUAUCGAUUACAAAAAGAAAAUCAUCGUCUGUAUUAUAAAUAUAAAUAUGUAUUAUUGUUGGAAUUUUAAACAAAUUGAUACUGAAAAUUUCAAUUGAUAUAAAAGAGAUGUAGACUCUAUGUAAACUAUAUCAGUUGAAAUUUCCAGUACUAAUACGUAAAUGGCAUUGAACGUGUGAAAAUAACAAAUACUAUCGAAUUAAAUCUUGUAUAAUAGUUAUGACUAUAAAUCAACCAUCAAGUUUAUAUUUUCAAAAAAUGUAAUGUUUCAAUUUUCCUAGUGCAUUGAUCAAUGACUUAGUUACUAUCGAAAUUAAAUUAGAUCAAAUCAAUGAUUUUCACCAAAAAUUAAUUCAGUAACUUUUUUACUGUGCCAUGGAUAAUCUUAUAAUUAAUUUUGAAAUAUGUAUCAGAGGUACUCACAGAAUAGAGAGCUUUAUUUGAUAAAUCUAUUAAAAUCUAGGAAAUUGACAUAGAAGUGAAAUUUAACAAAACUCAUCAUAUUCUAAAGAUUGUGAUUUACUUUUAUUAUUGGUAUAAAUAUAGUUUAAUAACGUAUUGGCUUAAAAUUUAAUUUAUAUUGUAUUCUCAUGAAAGAGUUAUAUAAUAAAUACCUACAUCAUCUGUUUCAACAGAUAAGAACAAUAAAAAGUUUUACAAUUAAUUAAUGUAUCUUAGUACUACGUAAAUGAACAAACAAAUUGAACAUAUAUUUAGUAUUACAAUUUUCGGUGUUGAUUUAUGGAAAAUAAAUUUUUUGUAUAAAAAAUAAUACUCUCGUCAAUACAAACUUAAUUUCUGAGUAAUGGCUGUUGAAAUAAAGUUUCAGUAACAAAAUAAUAACAUGAUUGUUUUACGGCAUAAAUGCCCAAUUUCAAUUGCUUAGCAGUUAAUUUUUUAAAUAGUUAUUCAAAUAAAUAAGUCAGCACUGCAUGUUUUGAACAGAGUCAUUUUCUAACUAGUAUUGAUUCGAAUAUUUAUAAAUAAAUAAUAAUCAUCUAUUUUAAAAAUUUAAAAAUAAUUCAUUAUCAUUUAUAGAUGAUUGCCUAAUCAUGCAAAGUUAAUUACGUUAUUAUUUCAUCGUUAAUAUUUUCUGUUUAUUUAUCAAACCGGUGGCUUUUUACAUGUGUCACAAGUAUGUUAAAGAAAUGUGCGGAAUUAUUCUACCUUGUAAUUAGUUAAGGAACAUUCAAAAUAUGUUCCUGCAUAUGGGACAUGUUGAUUUCUGACUGGUGCUGAACCAUUUAUACUAGAAUGAACAAAUACCAAUGAAUUAAAAAAAGUCUUAAUAGA